AUUAUUUUUAUUUCCUUCUGAAAAAGAAAAAUAGAAAAAGAAAAAAAGUUUUUUAAAAAAAUAAAGAAAAAAAAAAAGAAAAACCGCUGCUUGGUGCGGGCAAAUUUGAAACCAGCAGGAACAAGAGUCAGCUGAGAGUGGGUGGAUCUGGAUGAGACGCGAAAUUGUAAUUGGGAUUCCAGAUUCGUCGGUUGCACUUGCGAGUUGCAAUUGAAUAGUAAAAGCGUUGUUUUACAAUCAGAUCAGAUCAGAUCGGGGGAGAAAUGCUACGGCUGAGGGCAUUUCGAGCGACGAAUGAGAAGAUAGUGAAGAUAGCGGUGCAUCCGACGCAUCCAUGGUUGGUAACCGCCGAUGCCUCCGAUCAUGUCUCCGUUUGGAACUGGGAACAUCGCCAGGUCAUUUACGAGCUCAAGGCCGGUGGGGUCGACCAGAGACGUCUUGUUGGUGCCAAAUUGGAGAAGCUUGCUGAGGGCGAAUCUGAGCCCAAAGGGAAACCUACAGAGGCCAUCCGCGGAGGGAGUGUUAAGCAGGUGACCUUUUUCGAUGACGACGUGAGGUUUUGGCAGCUUUGGCGCAACCGUUCUGCGGCUGCGGAGGCUCCCACUGCUGUCAAUCAUCUUACUUCUGCUUUUGCUUCUCCGGCUCCAUCAACAAAAGGGCGGCAUUUUCUUGUCAUUUGCUGUGAAAAUAAAGCCAUCUUUUUGGACUUGGUUACAAUGCGUGGCCGUGAUGUACCCAAACAAGAGCUUGACAACAAGUCUCUUCUCUGUCUGGAGUUCCUCUCUAGGUCGUCUGCUGGUGACAGUCCUCUUGUUGCUUUUGGUGGAUCAGAUGGUGUUAUUAGGGUUCUUUCAAUGAUAACAUGGAAGCUUGUAAGAAGAUACACCGGGGGUCAUAAAGGAUCAAUUUCUUGUUUGAUGACUUUCAUGGCUUCUUCUGGUGAGGCACUUCUUGCUUCAGGUGCUAGUGAUGGUUUACUUAUACUUUGGAGUGCAGACCAUGGUCAAGAUUCACGAGAACUUGUACCAAAGCUAAGCUUGAAGGCACAUGAUGGUGGAGUUGUUGCUGUAGAGCUUUCUAGAGUGAUUGGGGGCACUCCCCAACUUAUUACAAUUGGUGCAGACAAGACAUUGGCUAUAUGGGACACCAUCUCUUUUAAGGAGUUACGGCGAAUUAAACCUGUUCCAAAACUUGCGUGUCAUAGCGUGGUAUCUUGGUGUCAUCCUCGAGCUCCUAACCUUGAUAUUUUGACUUGUGUCAAAGAUUCCUAUAUAUGGGCUAUUGAGCAUCCAACAUAUUCAGCACUUACAAGACCAUUGUGUGAUCUGUCUUCACUUGUUCCUCAAGUAGUUGCACCGAACAAGAAACUUAGGGUUUAUUGCAUGGUUGCACAUCCUUUACAGCCUCAUCUUGUUGCUACUGGGACCAAUAUUGGUAUUAUAGUUAGUGAAUUUGAUGCUAGAUCUCUUCCUCCUGUAGUUCCUCUCCUGACACCACCUGGGAGUCGAGAGCAUUCCGCUGUCUACAUUGUUGAAAGGGAAUUGAAGCUGUUAAACUUUCAGCUGUCCAACACAGCAAAUCCAUCACUUGGAAAUAAUGGCUCCUUAUCUGAAACAGGAAAGCUGAAGGGAGAUUCAUUUGAACCAUUGCAUGUGAAGCAGAUUAAAAAGCACAUUAGUACACCUGUUCCACAUGAUUCAUAUUCAGUUCUUUCUGUAAGCAUUUCUGGAAAGUAUCUUGCAAUUGUGUGGCCCGAUAUUCCUUAUUUCUCAAUUUACAAGGUUAGCGAUUGGUCCAUUGUUGAUUCAGGAAGUGCAAGGCUUCUGGCUUGGGAUACAUGUUGUGACAGAUUUGCUAUAUUGGAAUCAGCAUUACCUCCAAGAAUGCCCAUUCUCCCCAAGGGCAGUUCAUCAAGAAAAGCUAAAGAAGCAGCUGCUGCUGCAGCUCAGGCUGCAGCAGCAGCUGCUACUGCUGCUUCUGCUAAUGUUCAAGUUCGCAUUUUGCUGGAUGAUGGAACAUCAAACAUAUUAAUGAGGUCCAUAGGUAGCCGAAGUGAACCGGUCAUUGGCCUGCAUGGAGGGGCACUACUUGGUGUUGCCUAUCGAACAUCUCGUAGGAUUAGUCCCGGUUCUGCAACAGCUAUAUCAACAAUUCAGUCUAUGCCUUUGUCAGGAUUUGGAAGUAGCGGCUCUUUUGCUACUUUUGAUGAUGGAUUCUCUUCUAAUAGAUCUCCUUCUGAGGCAGUGCCUCAAAACUUUCAGCUUUUCAGUUGGGAAACUUUUCAACCAGUUGGUGGUCUUCUCCCUCAACCGGAGUGGACUGCAUGGGACCAAACUGUUGAGUAUUGUGCUUUUGCUUAUCAGCAUUAUAUUGUCAUCUCUUCAUUGCGUCCCCAGUAUAGAUACCUUGGAGAUGUUGCAAUUGCCUAUGCCACUGGAGCUGUUUGGCAACGGAGACAAUUGUUUGUGGCAACACCAACUACUAUUGAAUGUGUUUUUGUUGAUGCUGGAGUUGCACCCAUGGACAUAGAAACAAGAAAGAUGAAAGAAGAGAUGAAACUAAAAGAGGCACAGACAAGAGCAGUUGCUGAGCAUGGAGAGUUGGCUCUAAUCACCGUAGAUGGUCCCCAAACUGCUACACAAGAAAGAAUAACAUUGAGGCCACCUAUUCUACAGGUGGUCCGAUUAGCUUCUUUCCAGCAUGCUCCUUCUGUGCCACCUUUCUUGUCGUUGCCAAAACAAUCUAAAGUUGAUGGGGAUGAUGCAACAAUGCUAAAAGAGAUGGAAGAAAGAAAGGUUAAUGAGUUAGCUGUCGGUGGUGGAGGGGUUUCAGUAGCAGUUACUCGUUUUCCAACUGAGCAAAAACGACCAGUGGGACCACUAAUUGUGGUUGGCGUAAGAGAUGGAGUCCUCUGGCUCAUUGAUAGGUACAUGACUGCACAUGCCUUAUCCCUGAGCCAUCCUGGCAUUCGUUGUCGGUGUCUCGCUGCUUAUGGAGAUGCUGUUAGUGCUGUGAAAUGGGCAACUCGGCUUGGCAGAGAGCAUCAUGAUGAUUUAGCACAAUUUAUGCUUGGAAUGGGCUACGCCACUGAAGCACUUCAUUUACCUGGCAUAUCUAAGAGGCUGGAGUUUGAUUUAGCUAUGAAGAGUAAUGAUUUGAAAAGAGCUCUACAGUGUCUUCUGACAAUGAGCAACAGCAGGGACAUAGGACAGGAUAAUCCAGGGCUUGAUUUGAAUGAUAUUCUCAAUUUAACGGCUAAAAAGGAAAAUCUUGUUGAGGCUGUUCAAGGAAUAGUAAAGUUCGCGAAUGAGUUUUUGGAGCUUAUUGAUGCUGCUGAUGCUACUGCCCAGGCUGACAUUGCCCGUGAAGCUCUUAAAAGGUUAGCUACUGCAGGUUCAGUGAAGGGAUCUUUACAGGGUCACGAGUUAAGAGGACUUGCUCUUCGCCUUGCAAAUCAUGGAGAGUUGACACGCCUGAGUGGUUUAGUAAAUAACUUGAUCUCCCUUGGAUUGGGGCGUGAGGCAGCAUUUUCAGCCGCGGUGUUGGGAGACAAUGCUCUUAUGGAGAAGGCAUGGCAGGAUACUGGGAUGCUUGCAGAGGCUGUGCUACAUGCACAUGCUCAUGGGCGACCGACAUUGAAGAACUUGGUUGAGGCUUGGAACCGAGUGUUACAGAAGGAGGUGGAGCACACUCCAUCAGCAAAAACAGAUGCUACAGCUGCAUUUCUGGCUUCUCUUGAGGAUCCCAAACUUACAAGUUUGUCAGAGGCAGGGAAGAAACCUCCAAUUGAAAUCCUUCCUCCUGGGAUGUCAGCACUUUCUGCUUCAAUUACUGUUAAGAAAAAACCAGCUCCUGUGACUCACUCUUCACAGCAACAACCAGGCAAACCAUUGGCAUUAGAAGCACCACCUCCUAGUGGACCAGCUGAAGCACCAAUAGGUGCACCACCUCCCAGUGCAUCUGCUGCAGCAGCAGGCACACCAAUAGGAGCACCACCUCCAGGUGCACCAGCAGCAACACCAGGCACACCAAUAGGAGCACCACCUUCUGGUGCACCAGCUGCAGCACCAAUAGGUGCACCACCCACAUCAAAAGCUAGUGAACCUGCUUUGGAUGAUAAAGCUCCUAGUUCAUCAGCAGGGAGUAAUCCGGAUAUGAUUGCUUCAGCAGAAAGUAAUCCAGCAGUAACCGCAAGUGACACACCAGCACCAGAUGCAACUGUGGCAGAUAAACCAUUGGCAGAGGUACCAACUGUGAUACCAGAUAACCAGGAAACAAGUGUUCCAACUACAUUGCUAACAAGUGAACCACUUGCUUAACUCAAUUGGGAGUAGUUCUUUUGAAUCCAGGAAUUGUAAUUUGAUUUCAUUCGUCAAAUGAACUGUUGUGAUCUCAAAUUUGAUGGGAAAAAGAGCGGGAGUCAUUUUUGUGAAGGCAUGGUUGUGAAUAUAUUUGAUAAUUUGUCUGGAGUUUGGAGCAAGGGGGAGAAGGAAUACCUUUUAGUGGAUUUUGGUUUUGGCUUGCUCAAAAGCGGUAAGUAGGGAUUAUUCUUGUUAGUGGUUGGAUUUAAUCAAAUAGAGCCAACUCGUGCCCAGAGCUCAUGUGGUGCAACUGAUGCUAGCUCUAUUUCCAUGCUAAGACGAAAAGCUCAGGAGCUGACCUUAAAAGUCGUGUAUGUUGUAGGAUAGAUAGGAGAAUUGUGUUGUGAGUGCGGCUGAGCAUUGAUUGAAGUUAAUUGUGUUUUGAAUUUUUGUUGGGAAUGUAUAUGAAGUGUAGAGCAUGCGAAAUGAUGAUGUUAUUUCAAUAAGAAUAAGAUAGAGAGGCACUUAUGUCUUAAUUAAACUCUUGGGGGCACCAUUCA
Molecule: messenger RNA, 4861 nt
Organism: Theobroma cacao (cacao)
Lineage: Eukaryota; Viridiplantae; Streptophyta; Magnoliopsida; Malvales; Malvaceae
Product: Transducin/WD40 repeat-like superfamily protein
Molecular function (GO): protein binding
Source: RefSeq, a predicted model, not a curated record